Messenger RNA from Megalopta genalis, 2241 nucleotides. Its product is annotated as maltase A3. NCBI's taxonomy places the organism in Eukaryota, Metazoa, Arthropoda, Insecta, Hymenoptera, Halictidae. The record is from RefSeq and is a predicted model, not a curated record. Gene Ontology annotation, biological process: carbohydrate metabolic process.
UAGCCGCGAACUUUUCUCCCGAGAACACGUGACGACGGUUAUGGCCAAGUUCCGCGGCGGCUCGCUGAUCGUCCUGGCGGUGAUCUGCAUCGGUGCAGAGUGCGUCGACAAGUUGCCGGGCAAAGAAUGGUGGGAAAACGCGCUCGUCUAUCAAAUAUGGCCCAGGGGGUUCCAGGACAGCGACGGCGACGGAGAGGGAGACCUCAAGGGCAUCGUCAGCCGCCUAGACUAUAUCCAAGAGCUAUGCGUCGACGCUAUUUGGCUGAACCCCAUCUACCCGUCCCCUAUGCUCGACUCCGGAUACGAUGUCUCUAAUUACAAUGACGUAAAUCCAGUAUUUGGAAACCUGGGCGACUUCGAUUUGCUCAUCAGAGAAGCACACAAUCGUGAUAUCAAAGUGAUCCUGGAUCUGGUGCCGAAUCACUCCAGCAACCAGCACGACUGGUUCCUGAUGUCGGUAAAGAAGAUCGACCGCUACGCCGACUACUACAUCUGGGCGGACGGCUCCGUCGAUAAGAACGGGCUACGCGUGCCCCCGAAUAAUUGGGUGAGCACUUACAGCGACAAGCCUGGAUCCGCCUGGACCUGGAACGGCAGAAGACAACAAUGGUAUUACCAUAAAUUCCACGAAUCUCAGCCGGACCUGAAUCUGAGAAACGAAAACGUGCUGGGAGAAAUGCUGAAUGUAAUCGACUUCUGGCUGGGUAGAGGCAUCGACGGCUUCCGGAUCGGUGCUGCGUCGUAUUUGAUCGAGGACAAGGACCUGAGGGACGAGCCUGUCGUUGGGAACGGCGACUACACCGCCGGAUCGACUGAAAACAUAGCAAUCACGUACAAAUUCCGCAGCUACAUCGACCAUUGGAUCAACGCCGAGAAGUCUACGCCGAAAUUGCUGAUUUUGGAAUCUUACGAUUCCGACGAGAAAUUGAUAGCUCUUUACGGGAACGCUACCAUCAACGGGGUUCCCCCUUUCAAUUUCCGCUUUAUCAGUUCCGUUCAGAACACCAGCAAUGCUGAACAAGUCAAAGAUGUUUUGGGAAGCUGGUUGAACAUGAUUCCCCGUAAUGCGAGCACGAACUGGGUGCUCUCGAAUCACGACAAUCGAAGAGCAGCCUCCAGAAUUGGCCUGAACCGGGUCGACGGCCUCCACAUGCUGAGCUUGUUGUUGCCCGGCCAGGCGUACACUUAUUACGGCGAAGAGAUCGCGAUGUUGGACAGAAAAAUCUCGUGGUACGAAACGAUCGAUCUGAUGGGCACGUCGAGGACCAGAGAAACCUACGAGAAGUACUCCAGAGACCCGGCUAGAACGCCGAUGCAAUGGAACUCGAGCACGUCCGCGGGAUUCUCGACGAGGAGGCGAACGUAUCUUCCGGUUCACCAGGAAUACCUAAACAGAAACGUGGAGGCGCAGCGUCGCGAGACGCAGAGCAAUUUGAACGCUUACAAACAACUGUCGAAACUGAGGAAAGAACCGGUGUUCACCCACGGGGGCUACGAAUUAGCUACCUCGAACAACGAUCGCGUGUUUAUCUUGAAAAGGUUUCUGAAGGAUUAUCCUUCGUACAUCGUCGUCGUCAACCUGGGACUGCUCCAAGAGAACGUCAACUUGACCGCGUUGUAUCCGAGCAUCGAAGACUCCAUGGACGUCGUUGUUGCUUCCAGCAAUGCUGUUUCGAUCAUGAAAGCUAUCCCCACGGAUAAAUUGGUGCUCAGUGCGAACGCUGCGUACGUUUUAAAGGUUCGUGAAAAGAGGGAGACGCCCGGUUCGUCGAGCACCGAGAGGCCAGGAAACGGUUCCCCUGUCAAUUCGAUGGCGAUUAUGCAGCUGACGUUGAGCACGCUCGUGGCGAUAAUGCUGUCCAAACAUCAACGCUCGCAACUUUAACUGCCACGUGUUUCAUCGUGAAAGUUUGAAAACAAUUUUUAUUGCGGCCUAAAGUAAUUCGAUCCUUGCGUCAGAAUCUAGAAAGAGCCGCGAGAUUAUUCUAGCAAGUCUAUUAAAUCCUUAAAUCAAAUUCUUUCUAUUAAAAUAAAUUCGUUUGGUUUCCUGCGAAUUCAACGGGCACCGAUUCUGCAGUUAAAUAAAUUGUUUAAAUUUAUUGCAAUAAUUAUCUAGUAUGUACUAAAGUAUGUAUUAAAGCUUUCGAUUAACCCUGAUCAUUCCUCUAGAUUUGUUAUGCUAUCGCAAAAUAUUAAUUUGGUGAAACUGAAUAUCGAAUAAAUAAAUCGAUUCGUUGAAAU